Molecule: messenger RNA, 2142 nt
Organism: Pygocentrus nattereri (red-bellied piranha)
Lineage: Eukaryota; Metazoa; Chordata; Actinopteri; Characiformes; Serrasalmidae
Product: solute carrier family 25 member 36-A-like
Exons: 7
Coding region: 294-1229 (311 amino acids)
Biological process (GO): pyrimidine nucleotide import into mitochondrion
Cellular component (GO): mitochondrion
Molecular function (GO): pyrimidine nucleotide transmembrane transporter activity
Source: RefSeq, a predicted model, not a curated record
GCGGGAGCGCAGUUGGAGGCGGGUGUGAAGUUGGAAACGUCUUUGUUUUUUUGUGUUUUUUUUAAGCUUUUUUCGCUUAAAUGGCAUGUAGCCACACAGUGAGACCAUAUUCAGUCCCUCAUGCAGACGACUCGGGGGUUAUAUCGCAAAGGAGCACAAAAAUCCUCGUUUUAUUGAAGCUCCAGAAGCAGCGGUGGUCGAAGUGAAGUUAGCCGAGUUUGGGUUCGCCCUCUGCGGCUUCAGCUCUGCCGCCGCCUCGCUGCCCUGCGGAUCUCCGGAGAAUAUGUGUGAAGAUGAGCCAAAGAGACACACUGGUUCAUCUCUUUGCUGGAGGAUGUGGGGGAACAGUGGGCGCUAUACUCACGUGCCCGUUGGAGGUGGUGAAGACAAGGCUGCAGUCUUCUGCAAUAACGCUCUACAUCUCCAGCGUUCAGCUCAGCACAGUCAGCGGAGCCGGCGUAGCCCGAAUGGCCCCACCUGGCCCCCUGCACUGCCUUAAGUUAAUCCUGGAGAAGGAGGGACCUCGUUCUUUGUUUAGAGGUUUGGGCCCCAAUCUAGUAGGAGUUGCUCCUUCCAGGGCGAUCUAUUUUGCUGCAUACUCGACGGCUAAAGAGCGACUGAAUGGCCUGCUGGUUCCAGACUCCACUCAAGUGCACAUGCUUUCUGCUGGCAUAGCAGGGUUCACAGCCAUCACCGCGACCAAUCCGAUCUGGCUGAUCAAAACCCGCCUACAGCUGGACGCCAGGAACCGUGGAGAGUACAGGAUGAGUGCAAUCGAAUGCGUGAGGCGAGUGUAUCAGACAGACGGUCUGCGGGGGUUCUAUCGGGGAAUGUCUGCGUCCUACGCUGGAAUCUCUGAGACGGUCAUCCACUUUGUGAUCUACGAGAAUAUUAAACAGCGUCUACUGCAGGCCAGAGCGGCUACGCACAUGGACGACGAGGACAUGACGACGAGAGACGCCUCAGAUUUCGUAGGCAUGAUGUUGGCAGCCGCUACUUCUAAGACCUGUGCCACCUGUAUAGCUUAUCCACACGAGGUGAUCCGGACGCGGUUGAGAGAGGAAGGCACUCGAUACCGUUCCUUCUUCACCACCCUGAGCACUGUGUGUAGGGAGGAGGGCUUUAGGGCACUUUACCGUGGACUGACCACACACCUGGUCCGCCAGAUCCCCAACACAGCCAUCAUGAUGUCCACCUACGAGCUCGUCGUCUACUUGCUUCACCGCUGACCCCUCACCUACGACCAGGGAUGCAUGCGGAGAACAUCUCGGAGUGGAAAGGACAGUUGCUGGUUAUAGUGUGCCACUUUUUAACUGGUUUGCAUAAACAAACAUGCAAAAAUGAGCUGGAAGCUUGAAGUUUGGUGAGUGUAUGGUUUAUGUGGAGGAUGCAAAACGUCAUUUCAAACCAUGAUUUAUCUCAAACUAAAGCAUCCAGAAAGAUGGUAUAAUAGAAGGAAGAGGAAUUGUUUUGCUACAAAAAAGGAAACUUUUCUAUUUUUGCUUGUCCAUUCCUCCACUUCUUUCCAGCCUUACAUAAAGCUGCAUCCAAAGGUGGUCUUCGUCCAAGAUCUAAGAAGAUGUCCAAGAAAAGAGUGGAUCACUAUAUGAACAGUACUGGUUCACUUCUAAGCCAAAUGAAGAAAGGUGGUGUUGCAUUGCACAAAGCAGGCUGGGGGGCUGUAAAACAGCCCUGUGAAGACAGGCUGGUCACUGCUAUGGAGAAGAUGUACGUUAAUGGGGUAAUCUUAAGGUUGUAUGUUGGAGGGGCGGCUGUAGUUUUGUUCCCCCUAGCACUGGUGUCAAAAUGAUUUCACAUGGUGUGAUGCCAAAUGCCGCACCCUGAUUGAUCAGUGCUGGAGCUCAGGGUCAUAUAGAAAGUGGGUGGAGUCAAGCCAAGUCUGGGGAGAGCCAAUGAGAAAACACAUUACUCACAGCCAUAUAGAAGUAAGUGUGGCUCUACAGUUCUCACAGUUGUGUCCUAGUGGUUCUUCGUUCAAGUCCUGGAUAACCCCAUGCAUUGCAAUAAGAUCAAGCUUGUUCCGUCCUCAGAUGCUUUCGUAGCAACUGUUGCUAGGCUGGACAAGCUCAACAGAAAUGUCUUGUUAUAUCUAAUGAAUAAAAAGGCAUUUUUCAUUAGAAA